Messenger RNA from Megalops cyprinoides (Indo-Pacific tarpon), 8439 nucleotides. RefSeq names its product fibrillin-1-like. The record is from RefSeq and is a predicted model, not a curated record. The coding region runs from base 151 to 8247 and encodes 2698 amino acids. Lineage: Eukaryota; Metazoa; Chordata; Actinopteri; Elopiformes; Megalopidae. Gene Ontology annotation, molecular function: calcium ion binding. The transcript is spliced from 61 exons.
UGAGCUUAACCUCUUGUUUCCUUACCGUCAUAAGGGCCAUCAAUCACUAUUCACACGUCUUUUUCCCCAUGUCCUCCUCUAGCUGUCUGCGAAAACGGGGUGCUUUGAACGGUGGACGGUGUGUGGCUCCCAAUCGCUGUGCCUGUUCAUAUGGCUUCCACCGGGGCCCAGUGUGAGAGAGAUUACAGGACGGGGCCCUGCUUCGCCUCCAUCAGCAACCAGAUGUGCCAGGGGCAACUGACUGGUAUUGUGUGCACCAAGACCCUGUGCUGUGCUACGGUGGGGCGGGCAUGGGGUCACCCCUGUGAGAUGUGUCCCGCCCAGCCGCACCCCUGCCGUCGCGGCUUCAUCCCAAACCACCGAACAGGAGCUUGCCAAGAUGUGGAUGAAUGCCAGGCAAUUCCGGGGCUGUGCCAGGGAGGAAACUGCAUUAACACUGUUGGGUCCUUUGAGUGCAAGUGUCCUGCUGGGCACCGCUUCAACGAAAUCACUCAGAAAUGCGAAGAUAUUGACGAGUGUUCAACCGUGCCUGGAGUUUGCGGUGUGGGUCAGUGUUCCAAUACAAUUGGGAGUUACUUCUGCAAGUGUUCGCAGGGAUACUACACCCCUCUGGAUGGUUCCAGAUGCAUUGAUGCCCGAACUGGCUACUGCUACUCCAGUCUGCUGAAUGGGCGUUGUGCUAACCAGAACUCCCAGCUCCUUACCAAGGUGCAGUGCUGCUGUGACAGUGGGCGCUGCUGGUCAGAUGGGACCACCGAAAUAUGCCCCACCAGGGGAACUGAGGAGCACCUGAAGCUGUGCACUCAGCAGCCCGUGGGGCCGGGUAUCCCUGGGCGACCUGACCUCAUCCCUGAACUCUUCCCCGAAGGAGUGCCCAGUCCUCCUCACCUUCCUGACCGUCAUCCACUACCUGACCAGGUCCCUCGACCGGGGCCCCAACCUGAUCGGCCAAUUGUCCUGCCCCAGAACAUCACCAACAUGUGUGUGGUUUACCGGAACCUGUGUCUGAAUGGCCGCUGCGUACCCACCCCUGGAAGCUACCGGUGUGAGUGCAACAUGGGAUUCAAGCUGGACAUGCGAGGGGAGUGUGUCGACGAUGAUGAGUGUGAGCGGAGUCCAUGUGUGCAUGGGACUUGUGUGAACAUGGCCGGCUCGUACUUCUGCCAGUGUCCCCCUGGCUUCCAAAGUACUGCUACCAGGACUGAGUGUCGAGAUCUAGACGAAUGUGUGGCUAAUGGGCGUAUCUGUAACAACGGCCGCUGCGUCAACACGGACGGCAGCUUCCACUGCGUGUGCAAUGCUGGCUUUGAGGUUUCCCCUAAUGGGAAGAACUGCCAAGAUCAGGAUGAGUGUCUCAUCAGGAACAUGUGCAUGAAUGGCAUGUGCAUCAACGAGGAUGGCAGUUUCAAAUGCAUCUGCAAACAGGGCUUCCGUCUGGACCCCACUGGCCGCUUCUGCAUAGACAUUGAUGAGUGUGAAACUCAGGGGAUGUGCAUGAAUGGCCACUGCGUCAAUACAGACGGCUCCUUCCGUUGUGACUGCAUGCCUGGCCUAGCCGUGGGACUUGAUGGGCGCGUCUGUGUCGACACACACAUGCGCAGCACAUGCUAUGGAGGUUACAAGAGGGGGCAGUGUGUGAAGCCCUUCUUUGGUGCUGUGACCAAGUCUGAAUGCUGCUGCGCCAAUGCCCAGUAUGCCUUUGGGGAGCCGUGCCAGCCAUGCCCAGCACCAAACUCAGCUGAAUUUUCUGCACUGUGCACUCAUGGACCAGGCACCACAAGUGAUGGUCGAGAUAUAAAUGAAUGUGCAUUGGACCCAGACAUAUGUCAGAAUGGAGUUUGUGAGAACAUGUUGCGGAGCUACAAAUGCAAUUGCAACCUGGGCUUUGAAGUGGACUCCUCAGGCAAAAACUGCAUAGACAUUGAUGAGUGCACGGCCAACAGACUCCUCUGUGACAACGGACUAUGCAGGAAUACGCCUGGCAGCUUCACUUGCCACUGUCCCAAAGGCUUCGUCUUUGACCCGGAGACGGACGUGUGCGAAGAUAUUGACGAGUGUGAGUCCAACCCCUGUGUAAACGGGGAGUGCAAAAACAAUGUGGGGUCCUUCUACUGUCAGUGUCCAUCAGGCAGCACCACAGACAGCUCUGGAACUCAGUGUGUGGAGACUACUAAAGGAACGUGCUGGCUCAAAGUUAUUGACGGGCGGUGUGAAAUCAACAUCAACGGAGCAACGCUCAAGUCACACUGCUGCGCCACUCUUGGAGAAGCAUGGGGCAGCCCUUGCUCUGUGUGCCCAAAAGAUCCACUUUGCUCUAAAGGGUACGCGCCUGUCAAAGGGAGCACCUGUGAAGAUGUGAACGAGUGUGAGGUGUUUCCCGGAGUGUGCAUCAAUGGGAAGUGUGUGAACACAGUGGGGUCGUUCAUGUGCCAGUGUCCUACAGGCAUGACAGUGGACACCUCUGGCCGAACCUGCAUUGACCUGCGCAUCGAGCAGUGCUUCCUCAGCCAUGAGGACGAGCGCUGUGCCUCCCCCAUCCUGGGGAGACACCGCAUUGAUGCCUGCUGCUGCUCGGUGGGUGUGGCCUGGGGACCAGAGUGCGAUGAAUGCCCUGAGAAAGGCUCGCCCGAGUAUGCCCUGCUCUGCCCACGGGGGCCUGGCUUCUCCCAUCGGGGCGACUUCUUCAAUGGCAAGCCCUUCCUUAAAGAUAUAAAUGAGUGUAAGAUGAUCAGCACUCUGUGCACCAAUGGCCGGUGCCGAAACACUGUGGGCAGUUUCAAGUGCCGAUGUGACAGCGGAUUCGCCUUGGACUCAGCUGAAAGGAAUUGCACUGACAUCAACGAGUGCCAGAUCUCGCCAGACCUUUGUGGCCAUGGCACCUGUGUCAAUACAGUGGGAGACUUCAUGUGCAAGUGUUUCCAGGGUUAUGAGAGCGGUUUCAUGAUGAUGAAGAACUGCAUGGACAUUGACGAGUGUGAAAGGAACCCUUUGCUAUGUCGGGGUGGGGAGUGUGUUAACACAGACGGCAGUUUCCAGUGUGUCUGUCCUGAGGGGCAUGAGGUUGCAAUGGAUGGGUCAACCUGCCUGGAUAUUAAUGAAUGUAAUUUAAGCGAUAAACUGUGCAGGAAUGGGCAGUGUGUGAACAUGAUUGGGCGCUACCAGUGUACCUGUGACACAGGAUACAAAUCCACAGAGGAUCACCUCUCCUGUGUUGACAUUGACGAGUGUACCAUCCAGAAUGGUGGCUGUGAGACAUUCUGCACAAACUUGGAAGGCAGCUACGAGUGCAGCUGCCACAGUGGCUAUGCCCUCAUGCCGGACCACAGGAGCUGCACAGAUAUUGAUGAGUGUGAAGAGAACCCAGACAUCUGUGUUGGAGGCCAGUGCACCAAUAUCCCUGGAGAAUACCAGUGCUUGUGCUUUGAUGGCUUCAUGUCCUCAGAGAACAUGAAAACCUGUCUCGAUGUGGACGAGUGUGAGCUCAACCCAAACAUCUGCCUGAACGGCAAAUGCGAGAACACCAAGGGCUCGUUCAUCUGCCACUGUGACCUGGGCUACUCAGUCAGGAAAGGAUCGACGGGCUGCACAGAUAUCAACGAGUGUGAAAUCGGAGCUCACAACUGCCACAGGCACGCCUCCUGCACAAACACCGCUGGCAGCUUCAAAUGCAGCUGUAGCAUGGGCUGGAUAGGGGAUGGGAUCAAGUGCACAGACCUGGACGAGUGCUCCAACAGCACCCACAUGUGUAGCCACAAUGCAGAGUGCAAGAACACUAUGGGAUCAUACCGUUGUCUAUGCAAGGAUGGCUUCAGUGGGGACGGGUUCUUCUGCACAGACAGUGACGAGUGUGCAGAGAAUGUGAACCUGUGUGAAAGUGGCCAUUGCCUGAACAUACCGGGAGGCUACCGCUGCGAGUGUGAUAUGGGCUUCAUCCCCACUCCGGAUGGGAAGGCAUGUGAAGACAUAGACGAGUGUACCUUUGCUGACAUCUGUGUCAAUGGUAGGUGCCAUAAUACACCUGGCCUGUUCAGGUGUGAAUGCCACACCGGGUAUGAACUGGACAGGAGUGGAGGCAACUGCACAGACAUCAAUGAGUGUGCUGACCCGACAACUUGCAUCAGCGGAAUCUGCGUCAACACCCCUGGCAGCUACAUCUGCAACUGUCCCCCAGGCUUUGAGCUCAAUCCCACUCGUGUUGGCUGCGUGGACACCCGAUCAGGGAACUGCUACCUGGAUGUCCGGUCGAGGGGGGAUGCAUCGGAGAGCCUGGAUUGCUCCAAUGAAAUCGGCGUGGGGGUGUCCAAGGCCUCCUGCUGCUGCUCACUGGGCCAGGCCUGGGGAACACCGUGUGAAGCAUGUCCCCCGCUCAACUCCUCUGCAUACAGGAUCUUGUGCCCAGGUGGUGAAGGCUUUCGACCAAACCCUAUUACCGUCAUUCUGGAAGAUAUAAAUGAAUGCCAGGAGCUCCCUGGCCUGUGCCAAGGAGGAAACUGUAUCAAUACCUUUGGGAGUUUCCACUGUGAAUGUCCUAAGGGUUAUGAGCUUAACGAGGAGACCCGAAUCUGUGAAGAUGUGAAUGAGUGUGAGAGACCUGGGAUCUGUGGUCCGGGCCAGUGCUACAACACCAUCGGAAACUACACUUGCAUCUGCCCUCCUGAUUACAUGCAGGUCAACGGUGGAAACAACUGCAUGGACAUGAGGAGGAGUCUGUGCUACAGGAACUUCUAUGAUAACGGCACGUGUGAUGGAGAGCUGACGUUCAACAUGACCAAGAAGAUGUGCUGCUGCUCCUAUAAUAUCGGCCAGGCCUGGAACCACCCAUGUGAACAGUGCCCAAUUCCCAGCACCAAUGAUUUUUCCAUCCUAUGUGGCAGUGAGAGACCAGGAUAUUACAUUGACUUUUACACCGGACGGGUUAUAGACAUUGAUGAGUGCAGGGAGAUCCCGGGUGUGUGUGAGAAUGGCGUGUGCAUCAACAUGCUGGGCAGUUUCCGCUGCGAGUGCCCUAUGGGCUUCAUCUACAAUGACAAGCUGCUCAUCUGUGAAGACAUUGAUGAGUGCCAGAAUGGACCAGUGUGCCAGAAGAAUGCAGUGUGUCUGAACCUCCCAGGCAGCUACCGCUGUGAGUGCAAGCCUGGCUACCACUUCACCCCCACUGGACAAUGCCUUGAUCGUAAUGAGUGCACAGAGAACCCCAACAUCUGCACCCCUGGCCAGUGCAUUGACACGGUGGGGAGCUACCGGUGCGUUUGUCCCAAUGGAUUCAAGCCAACACUGGAUGCAUCUAUGUGCAUCGAUGUUGAUGAGUGUGAGAGGCAGCCGUGUGGGAACGGGACGUGUAAAAACACGGUGGGAUCCUACAGCUGCCUGUGCUACCCAGGCUUCCAGCUUUCCCACAACAACGAUUGCAUUGACACAGACGAGUGCACCACACAGAGGGGCCUGUGCAGGAAUGGGGACUGCAUAAACACACUGGGCUCAUUCAUCUGUGUCUGCCGCGAUGGUUUUGAGCUCACGCCCGAUGGCAGGGUCUGCGUGGAUAUUAAUGAGUGCUUGGUGACUCCCGGAACCUGUGGCCCUGGAACCUGUCAGAACCUGGAUGGCUCCUACAGGUGCAUCUGUCCGUCUGGGUACUACCUGACAGAUGAGAGAUGUGAAGACAUCGAUGAGUGCAUCCAGACCCCAGACAUCUGUUUGUUUGGCACCUGCUCCAACACAGCUGGCAGCUUCAAGUGUCUCUGUCCUCCGGGCUUCCAGCUUUCCUCCUCAGGGAGGAGGUGUGUGGAUUUCCGGGUGAACUACUGCUACACCAAGUUUGAGGGUGGGCGAUGCCAAGCCCCCCGACCACUCAACACCACCAAGGCAGAGUGCUGCUGCAGCUUUCUGCCAGGGCAGGGCUGGGGGGACCCUUGCGAAAUCUGUCCCACCAAGAAUGAAGUGGGAUUCAGCAUGCUGUGUGGAGGCAACGGGCAGAUCAUAGGCCCAGACGAUAACACCAUUGACAUUGACGAGUGUGUGGCGAACCCUGGCAUCUGCCACAACGGCCAGUGCAUCAACACAGAUGGGUCUUUUCGCUGCGAGUGCUCAUUCGGGUAUCGGCUAGACUUCACUGGCAUCAGCUGCGUUGACACUGAUGAGUGUGAGCUGGGAAACCCCUGCGGCAAUGGGACAUGCCAAAACACAAUUGGGGCGUUCAAGUGCUUAUGUGACGAUGGCUUCGAACCCGGGCCCAUGAUGCAGUGUGAAGAUGUGAAUGAGUGCUCCCAGAACCCUUUGCUGUGUGCCUUCCGCUGUGUGAACACACUGGGCUCUUAUGAGUGUAGAUGCCCCCCUGGCUACGUCCUGCAUGAGGACAAGAGAAUGUGUAGAGACCAGGACGAGUGUGAGGAUGGGGUUGACGACUGUGACAAGAAAGGAAUGACCUGCAAAAAUCUGAUCGGCACAUACGUGUGUAUCUGCUCACUUGGAUACACCAGACAGCCCAAUGGAGAUGGCUGCAUGGACUUGAAUGAGUGCUUCACCAAGCCAGGAAUCUGUGUGAAUGGUCGGUGUGAGAACACAGUUGGCAGCUACCGAUGCAAAUGUGACCAGGGCUUUACUGCCAACCCCACACAGACUGAGUGCAUUGAUAACAGGCUGGGAUUCUGCUUCAGGGAGGUUCUGCAGACGCUGUGCCAGGUGGCCUCCAGAAGCCGUAACAGUGUCACCAAGUCUGAGUGUUGCUGCGACGGGGGGCGUGGCUGGGGGUCCAACUGCGAGCUCUGCCCGCUGCGUGGCACCACGGCCUACAAAAAAAUGUGCCCACUCGGGCCUGGCUAUACCACUGAUGGCAAAGACAUUGAUGAGUGCCAUGUCAUGGGAAACCUCUGCCAUAAUGGGCAGUGUGUGAACACACUUGGUUCCUAUAACUGCAUCUGCAAACCAGGGUACACCACUGACAUCACUGACACUACCUGCAUAGAUGUGGAUGAGUGCAUCCAGGCACCAAAACCUUGCAACUUCAUCUGCAAAAACACAGAGGGGGGUUACUUGUGCUCCUGUCCCAGAGGCUACAUCCUGCAGGUGGAUGGCAAAAGCUGCAAGGAUCUGGACGAGUGCUCCACCAAACAGCACAACUGCCAGUUCCUGUGUGUCAACACCAUUGGUGGUUUCACCUGCAAGUGUCCCCCCGGGUUCACUCAGCACCACAUGGCUUGCAUUGACAAUAAUGAGUGUGCCACAGAGCCAGGCCUGUGUGGGUCCAACGGGGUGUGUCGGAACAGCCCUGGCAGCUUCAACUGCGAGUGCCAGCGUGGGUUCUCCUUGGACCAGAGUGGCCAGAAUUGUGAAGACAUGGAUGAAUGCGAUGGGAACCACCGAUGCCAACAUGGCUGCCAGAACCUGGUGGGUGGAUACCGGUGCAGCUGCCCACAGGGGUACCUCCAGCACUACCAGUGGAACCAGUGUGUGGAUGAGAACGAGUGUCAGAACAGCCAGAUCUGUGGGGGUGCCUCCUGCCACAACACACUGGGGAGCUUCCGCUGCCUGUGCCCCACUGGCUUCAGCUACAAGCAGCACAGCGGGGCCUGCCAGGACAUCAACGAGUGCUCCUCCCCCCAGAACCCCUGCAGCUACGGCUGCUCCAACACCGAUGGUGGCUACCUAUGCGGAUGCCCACCCGGCUACUACAGGGCAGGGCAGGGGCACUGCAUAUCUGGGGUUGGCCUUGGGAGCAUGGGCACAGGACCUGAACAGGGGGGAGAGACGGAUGACAAUUCCCUCUCUCCUGAGGCCUGCUAUGAGUGCAAAAUCAACGGCUUCCCUAAGAAGGGCAGGAGUCGCCGGAGUGCCAACAGAACAGACAAAUGGCCGCUGGGAGAGUCUCAGAAUGAUCAGGAGACCAUCAGCUUGGCCAGUGUGGACAUUGAAGACACCCUCCUGUUCAACUUCAACAUCAGCAGUUUGACCAACAGAGACCACCUCUUGGAGCUAACCCCUGCUCUCUCCACUCUCACCAAGCAUGUUCGCUAUGCCAUUGACUUUGGGAACGCUGAAGGCCUCUUCAAGAUCAAUGAGAAGGAAGGAAUAAGCUACCUUCACCUGACUAAGAAGAAACCGCUCCAUGGAGCAUACUACUUACAGAUCAGCAGCGUGCCGCUCUAUGGAGAGAAGGAGCUCGCUCGCCUGGAGGACAAGCAUGACAAAGACUACCUCAUGGGACAGCUGGGGGACAUGCUGAGAAUGAGGGUGCAGAUCAUACUCCAUUAACUGCCAGAAGCAGAAAGGGCCUGUAACCAAAGAGACAGAAGAAAAUGAAGGCUGAGGAUAAUUAUUUUCCCCAAAACUAACCACUGUCUUUCACCUGGUUUUAAGAAGCUCUUAAUAUGGUUUUGAAUGGCGGUAGGUUGAUUUUCACGACACUUAGUGUGAAUCAGGUGGAGGCACCGCGGCUGAGGGAUA